Molecule: messenger RNA, 4380 nt
Organism: Nymphalis io (European peacock)
Lineage: Eukaryota; Metazoa; Arthropoda; Insecta; Lepidoptera; Nymphalidae
Gene: Fem-1
Product: protein fem-1 homolog B
Exons: 14
Coding region: 212-2173 (653 amino acids)
Cellular component (GO): cytoplasm
Molecular function (GO): protein binding
Source: RefSeq, a predicted model, not a curated record
UUAGCAAUAUUUGUUUUCUGUACUCAGCUUAUGAGCUCAAGAGUCAGCUCCUGAUUCCUGUCUCGUGUGUAGUGUCUUGUCUUAUGUGAAAGUAAGGACCGCUUCUGGACUUCCGUGUGUCAAACCAUAACAACAAAAUAUUUAAGUUCAUAACGAGUACAACAACGGCAACAUACAGUUGUAUUUUAUUUAUACAAAAGUAAAUGUUAUAAUGGAGGACAAAUUGAUGCUGGAUGAUAUAUCCAGCAGUUUGAGAGAGAGGGUGUUUUUCGCAGCAAGGGAUGGAAUGUCAUUAACUCUAUACGCUUUGUUAUAUGAGAAAAAAAAAGACGACAUAGAUGACUUACUUAAUAGCGAUGUAUGCUGCGAUGGAGUAAAGUGUACUCCAUUGAUAGCAGCUUCUAGACAUGGAAGAGAAGGGGCAGUCAGAAUUCUUCUAGAGAAGUUCCGUCCACCUGUUAGAUUGGAGACAGAGGGCACUGUCAAAUUUGACGAGUAUGUUAUUGAAGGUGCCACAGCUCUCUGGUGUGCAGCAGGUGCAGGUCACUUAGGGAUAGUUAAACGGUUAGUUCGAGCUGGAGCUAAUGUGAAUCACGCGACAAAGACACUAAGCACACCCCUACGAGCCGCCUGCUUUGACGGACGACUCGAUAUAGUGAAGUACCUCGUGCGACAUGGGGCGGACAUACACAAGGCGAACAAGUACAAUAAUACAUGCCUUAUGAUCGCAGCAUAUAAAGGACACCUCGAUGUGGUCCAGUUUCUGUUGGACAGCGGCGCGCGCGUGGACGAGAGGGCGCUGUGCGGCGCGACGGCGCUGCACUUCGCGUCCGAGUGCGGGCACGCGGCCGUCGUGUGCGCGCUCAUCGACCACAGCGCCAAGAUACUCACCAACGAGAACGGCAUGACUCCGCUGCAGUGCGCGGCGGAGCGCGCGCGCGCGUCUGUGGUGGAGAUCCUGGCGGCGCGGCCCGAGGUCACGCGCACGCAGGCCGUCGAGGCCUACGAGCUGCUGGGCGCCUCCUUCGCCAACGACAAGGAGUACUACUGCUUGAGGAUGGCCUACCAGUACCUACACAGAGCGAUGGCGAUGCGCUACGACACUCGCUACGGUAUACUCCUGAAGAAACCCGCCGAACCCAUUCCUGCCUACGAUAAUUGGAGAGAGAGCACCACUCUGGAGGACGUGGAGCGGCUGGUGGGCAACCCGCACGGGCUGCACAUGGAGGGGCUGACGGUGCGCGAGCGGCUGCUGGGCCGCGCGUGCCCCGACCUGCCGCACCCCGUGGUGUUCCGCGGCGCCGUGUUCGCGGACGAGGCGCGCUUCGACCGCUGCCUCGCGCUCUGGAAGCACGCGCUGGCGCUGCGGCACCUCAACCAGGUGUCGGUAGUUAAAGAUUUGCUGAGGUUCGCACAAGUAUUCUCGCAGAUGAUUCAUAUUGGAAUCGAAUUGCCGCUCGAUCAGGUUUGUUACGUUUUGGAAGCAUGCGCGGAGGAACUUAAACGUGGCCUCUUGAGGAUGGACAAACCGCAAACGAAUCACGACCCGGACGCUUUAAUUGAGGAAUACGAGAGUAACGUCCGAACGGCUCUCUACCUGGUCGCGGUAGCUGCAAGACUGCUGGAGAAUCCUGGAAACGAUGACGAGACUAUCGGGGCGGCUCACCGAGCGAUAUUCAGGCUACGAUUCUCGUCGCUGAGAUCCGGUCAGACGCUAUUGCAUCUCGCGGUAGACAGACAGACACCAGUGGACGACUUCCACACGAGCGACGUCUGCCAGUUCCCGUGCGCGCGCAGCGCGCGCCUGCUGCUGGCGUGCGGCGCGCGCGUGGACGCGGCCGACGACGCGCGCCGCACGCCGCUGCACGUCGCGCUCAUCUCCUACCAGCUGCUGCCCGACGACGGGUCGCAGGCGCGCGAGGCGGUGUGCGCGUGCGUGUGCGAGCUGCUGGCGCACGGCGCGCACGUGGACGCCGUGGACGCGGCCGGCAUCACGCCGCUCGUGGCCGCCAUCGGCGGGCCGGCGGAGGGCGUGGUGCGCGCGGCGCUGUCCCCGCGGCUGGCGUGCCUGGCGGCGGCGGCGCUGGCGGCGCACGGCGCGACCUACACGCCGGCGCACGUGCCGCGCGUGCUGCACGCCUUCCUCGCCAUGCACGGCGUGCGGCCCAGGUAGACGACCCCGCUGCGACACUUGCCAAAAACUUCCAGCUUCAUCUACCGACUCCGUCGUCCGUAGCGCUAGCUUGAUUCGAAAUUUGCCGAAAGAUCGAUGAGGUAUUUGACAGGCGGUGCGUUCUUUAGAUUCUGGUUUAUCUGCCUGCUAUGGUAGGUGCCCGUCGGUCGGAUCGUCUCCUAGUCGUUAGUGAGAAGUAUUUUUAAACAUCUCGAAUCUUCCAUGCUUUCGAACGAAAUUGGAUUAGAACAAAAUUUUAGUAUUAGAUCUUUAGCCAAGUACUUGUAGAUUUUUAUAUUUUAUUAUAACCGAUUUCUUUUGAGAUGCCAUACCCGCUAGUUGACUAUAUAAUAUUAUGAUAUUAUAUUAUAGAAUCUUCUAGAAAGCUAUAGAAACAGGAAAUCUUCGUGGGCUUAUUUUUUUGACGAGUUAAAGUAAUUAACGAUAUAUUUUUUCAGAAUUUGUGAAUUUGCAUUCAUUGUCCUGUUAAUGAUUCUUUAUUAUAUAAAGUUUCUUGUGUCAUAUUAAUUUUUGUUUAAGAUAUUGUUAAUGGUUAUUUUUUAUGACUUUAUUUUUAAUGUGAUGCACAAUUUUGUCGAUUGUAUAAAAUAUGGGAACUAUGGAUAUUAGAAUUGAAUUUAUUUCUUUUAAUUGACUGACAUGGUGUGUUCUUAAAUUGAAUUUUUUUUUGUCAACAUAUCCUACUUUAUGACACAGAUAAUAAAUAUCAUAGAUAUUAUUAAGAUCGCAUAAAUUUGACUGAGAAGUAGUUUAUAUUUAUUAUUGUGUUCAUAUUACUUUAAAAUGUUUACUCAUAUGACAUAUCCUUACCGAAGUAUAUAACAUGAACUUCGAUAUAUAACUCAUUAUAUAUAAUUCGUAUUUAAUUAACAGCAGCAAUUAAUAUACAAGCUUUCAAAAGUAUGUAAGUAUGAAAUAUUUAAUUGUUUCAAAGUACGGGACAGAUUAAGUGAUUGGUCGAACACAGGGUUCCUAUGUGUUCCGAUCGUUUAUAUAACGAAGGCUCAAAUCGAAUAUUUAUUAUAUAUAGACGCUAAAUAGAGGCGAAUGAAAUGUGAUAAUUAACAUAGAUAACGUUUAGGUUAAGGGUAGAACAAUUAGACGCCUUUAAAACUGUGACGUGAUAACGAAUAUAUAAAAAAAAGUUUUUUUUUUUUGGUAUGUAAAUUAAAGAGUUAAAAAACGAGUGUUUUGGGACUGAUAAGAGUCUCAUUCGGGUUCUCUAAUAGUCUUUUAAAAACUAUAUUUAUAGUAUUUCUGUCAGCUGUAGAAAAUGCUUAUAAAUAGCGCUGUCUUUUUCUCGCACACUUAGUGAGAACGGGACGGGGAUAUCAACACGAAUCAAUGCACAUUAAUUUUAUUUAAAAUUAUUAUAUUUAAGUUAUCUAUAAGCAAAAUUUUAAUAGUUAAUAAUGAGCUUUGGUUUGAUGAUAAUUUGAAAUAAUCGAUUAAAACAUACUAUACUACUUACCUACUUAUAAACGUUGCAUAGCGGGUGUUUACGUAACACUGAUUCCUCUCUUUCUCUCAUCAAUGUUUUCGCAUUCGAAAGAAAAAUAGAGCAUUGUUUAACUAAAUCACCCACUGAACAUUUUUUGUAUUUAUUUAAAUCACCAUAGACGAUAGAUAAACUUAUUCGAUUUUUUCAAAACACGCUUGACAUAUUUUUAUUCAAAAAAAAAAUGAUAUUUUUAUAAAACAAUUGUUUAUCAGUCACCGAAAUCGUUUUGAUUUGUAUAAAAAUAGUUAAUUUUGUGUAAUAUUAUCGUUGUUUGGAUUUAAGUAGGUAGAUUAAAACGAUUAUAUUAAUUUAAUUAAUAAUAUAUAUUAAUUUUUUUUUAAUUAGUAUGCUAUAGAUCGAACUAGUCAUUAUUUUACUGAUAUUAAUAUUUUAAAGAACUAUUGAUGUAAAAAUAUUGUAAUUACUCGCACUUGCUAACAUUGACAAGCUCAGUUUUCAGUCUUUUACUUAGGCGUCUGUAAGCGCAAAGUUCGCAAAUUGUUACGACAUUACCGGCCAUCUUUGUACUCACUGAACGAUUGCUUAGUAACAACACAUUUACUAAUCAAAUUUCAGAAUUAUUUUAUAACAAUUGUUGAGCUGAAAUGAAAUAUUAUUUUUUUCAAAAAAAAAAAAAAAAAUUAAAACCGAUUUAAAUAUUGAUCACUGUCUAAUACCAAUAAAU